GUAGGAAAACCACCAUAGACGGUGGCCCCCCAGAGCUUACACCGCGAGACCUUCCACAACAAUGGUAGGAGUGUCUAUGUUUUGGCUAGUUUUUCACGCGGUGACGGAGAAGGAUGGUAGAAGUCCAACUUUUCCUGAAACUAUUUCGAAGAACCAGUAAUUCCUUGUAUGUGUCAGUGAUAGUAAAAUACCAUUGUUAAUAGCUAUAGAAAUGGAAACAAGAACAUUUUGCACUGAUGUAUUACGCUCCGGGCUUUUUUAUUUUUUACAAUAAACAAGAAAGCUAACCAUAGCUAGCAAGUUAGCUAGUUCCAGACUGGAAGCAUCUUUUUUGGCAGACUUCCUGUUGCAUCAAACGAUUGAUCCUUUGAAAGGACUAAAUGCAGCUCGCCAGACUACGAUGAGAAUACCCUGACUCUCUGGGAGACACUGGAAGAAUGGCUGCAGAGCUAUUCCCUACUAAGAAACCGGCACCUGUAUCUACUCAGACAUCCGGCAGCGCCGUGCAACAGUACCAGCAGCAGAACAUCAGCAACAACAACACGAUCCAGGGUUGCAACUGGCAAGGCCUCUAUCCAUCGAUAAGAGAGAGGAACUCAGUCAUGUUCAACAACGAGCUGAUGGCUGAUGUGCACUUCGUGGUGGGGCCACCAGGGGGCACUCAGAGAGUACCAGGACACAAAUACGUCCUGGCGGUCGGGAGUUCUGUGUUCCACGCCAUGUUCUACGGGGAGCUGGCCGAGGAUAAGGAAGAGAUCCGCAUCCCAGAUGUGGAGCCCCCUUCCUUCCUGGCCAUGUUGAAGUACAUCUACUGUGACGAGAUCGACCUGUGUGCCGACACCGUUCUGGCCACUCUCUACGCCGCCAAGAAGUACAUCGUGCCGCACCUGGCGCGCGCCUGCGUCUCGUUCCUGGAGACGUCGCUCAGCGCGCGCAACGCCUGCGUGCUGUUGUCGCAGAGCUGCCUGUUCGAGGAGCCCGAGCUGACGCAGCGCUGCUGGGAGGUGAUCGACGCGCAGGCCGAGCUGGCGCUGCGCUCGGACGGCUUCUGCGACAUCGACGCGCCCACCCUGGAGAGCAUCCUGCGCCGCGAGACGCUCAACGCCAAGGAGACGGCUUUGUUCGACGCGGCGCUUCGCUGGGCCGAGGCCGAGUGCGGGCGGCAGGGCAUAGUGCCGAGCGCCGAGAAGAAACGCGAGGCGCUGGGCAAGGCGCUCUACCUCAUCCGCGUGCCCGCCAUGCCGCUGGACGACUUCGCCAACGGGCCGGCGCAGUCGGGCGUGCUGACGCUGGCCGAGACCAACGACGUGUUCCUGUGGCACACGGCGGCACGAAAGCCGUCGCUGCUCUUUGUCCGCGAGGCCCGCGCUGGGCUGGCGCCGCAGCGGUGCCACCGCUUCCAGUCGUGCGCGUACCGCAGCAACCAGUGGCGCUACCGUGGCCGCUGCGACAGCAUCCAGUUCGCCGUCGACCGGCGCGUGUUUGUGGCGGGGUUCGGGCUGUACGGGUCGAGCUGCGGCUCGGCCGAGUACAGCGCCCGCAUCGAGCUCAAGCGGCAAGGCGUGACACUCGGCGUGAGCGUGGCUAAAUACUUCUCGGACGGCUCGAGCAGCACGUUCCCCGUGUGGUUCGAGCACCCGGUGCAGAUAGAACCGGACACGUUCCACACAGCCAGCGUGGUUCUCGACGGGAACGAGCUGAGCUACUUCGGCCAGGAGGGCAUGACGGAGGUGCAGUGCGGGAAGGUGACGUUCCAGUUCCAGUGCUCGUCCGACAGCACCAACGGAACUGGGGUACAGGGCGGACAAAUCCCAGAACUCGUAUUCUACGCCUGAGAGAGAAAGAUGGGAGGACGGAUAGAAAGAGGGAAGGAAGAGAACAGAGCUGGUGUUUCCCAGCGAACGACACUAAGCGCUGGGCGAUCAAACUCAUCCACUAACUGUGCGACUGCUAUCGUAUGAUUACAGAAAGCGCUGCACUUAAAGAUGUCCUGUGAUUUUUUCUUUUCUCUCGUCCCCCUUUUUCAUCUGUACGGUCCGAUAAAGACAGUUAGUAUUUUCCCCACUCAAACACUUAACAUUCCUUAAAAGGACACCCAUAUUUGAUUUUCCAGACCUUUCUAUAGGUUCAUCACUAGUGUGAUGGAAGUCAUUCCUUAAUACUGUCACUUUUGUGUGCGAAGAUGAGCACUGAAGGUUCUUUUCAGACUAUGGUCUUUCAAAGUUUACAACUAGCAGUUAAGUUUCGAUGUCUUACCUGGGCAGGAUCAAUAUCCUCCCAAAACAUGAAUCAAUUUUUAUUAUUAUUAUUAUUAUUAUUAUUAAUAAGCAGUCUCAUGUGUUGAUUAUAAAUAGUCAUAUAUGUACAAGCUAUAACUGCGUAAGGACAAUGAGUUUUUUUUCUUCUGGAAAAUGUUUCCAGUAAUUGUAACAAUUUUAUAGCCAACAUUUACUAGCACAAUUUUAUGUUUCUGAGCAAGAAACGGAAUUUGCCAAACAAAAUGUGUUAAUGUUUAUAUGUAUUCACAAUAUUACUGUGAUUUAAAACUUUUACUUUUCUAUUUUGUGUCAUCAUGAAAACCUGUGCCAGUAUGACGACUACCUGCUGCCCUGGUAGUACUAGUUCUGAGCUAGCGGAACAAGAAGAUACGGCGCUGUGGCCGAGAUGCUAACGGUUUACAUGCUAACAAGGUGGCGGCCACACCCCUACAUACUGAGCAUAGAGCUUAACACUGACUGCUUUCUUUUAAAUGAAAUGUAGCUGGUCGUGUCGUUAAAUAAGUCUAAAUGCUGCUAGAGCAACAGUAGCUUUCCCUUUGGAUCCAUACAUGCUUGUUUCUGGUGAUUUUGAUUUCUUUUGUUUACAUUUUUCAGGGUCUGACAAAGUGACCAACUGCAAUAAUAGGUCAGAAAUGAGAAAAAUCCAUGUGUGUAAUUCACAUGAAUAUGGUAGUGUGCCUAAACAAUGCAAAUUGUGUUGUUGGUCUUAGCAUGUUGACAAGAAAACAAACAAAAAUGAUCACAGGCAGUUCAUUUUGGGGUGGAUAGCCAGACACCUUCUAUACAGUCAGACAUUUUUGGAUACGUGAAAUAAUCAAGAACAUCUGUACACUUCAAACUCUAUCCAGUAACUCAAGCAACCCCCCCCCCCCCCCCCCAACUCUUUCCCCCUGAUACGAGGAGCACUACAUCCAGUCCGCAUGUCUGUUUCAGCGGCAGAGUUACCUGAGGAAAUUCACCUCAGAACUGCAGUCAGUGAAGCUCCAUGCUCAAGUGAAGUAUGAAUUAUGGUGAGCAGUAUAAACAGCAGUACUCUAAUCGGUGCUGUAGAUUAAUUAUCAGAUGAAUAAAAAAAAAAGACGACUCUUAUGGUCUCUAUAUGCUAUGUUGCACUAAUUGUACAGAACUGCCCUUUUAUAAAGUGAUGGUUUUGUUUAUUUUUAAAACACUAAUUCUAACAUUUGUUUGUUUGUUUGUUUGGUUGUUGAUACUCUGACUGGCCUGUGAUCGGUGCUCUAAGGGUAGUAGCAUACCUGUGAGAUUCCACUGCUUCACGUGCCUGUCAUACGGUCGUACCCACCCCCUGUGUGCAAGUGCCAACAGACUCAUGAAUGUGUGCAUUGGUAUCGAAUCAAACAAUAAAAAACGUUAACAGUU
Messenger RNA from Clupea harengus (Atlantic herring), 3656 nucleotides. It is a transcript of the gene btbd3a, whose product is annotated as BTB domain containing 3a. Lineage: Eukaryota; Metazoa; Chordata; Actinopteri; Clupeiformes; Clupeidae. Gene Ontology annotation, biological process: cerebral cortex development; dendrite morphogenesis; neurogenesis. The record is from RefSeq and is a predicted model, not a curated record. Gene Ontology annotation, cellular component: cytosol. Gene Ontology annotation, molecular function: protein binding.